UCGCCGCCUGCGCAGAGCGCCGUGCGUGCGCGCUCGCGUGCGCGCGUCCGCGGUGGUGACGGGCAUGGCGGUGUGUGCUCGGCUCUGCGGCGUGGGCCCCGCGCGUGGGUGCCGCCGCCGCCAGCAACGCCGCGGCCCGGCCGAGACUGCCGCGGGUGACAGUGAGGCGGACACGGACCCCGAGGAGGAGCGCAUCGAGGCGGGGCCGGCGCGGUGCUCCCUGCUGGAGCUCCCUCCCGAGCUGCUCGUGGAGAUCUUCGCGUCGCUGCCCGGCACCGACCUGCCCAGCCUGGCGCAGGUCUGCAGCAGGUUCCGCCGCAUCCUGCACACGGACACCAUCUGGAGACGGCGCUGCCGCGAGGAGUAUGGCGUUUGUGAGAACCUGCGGAAGCUGGAGAUCACAGGCGUGUCUUGCCGGGACGUCUAUGCAAAGCGUAUAAACCCUCGCGUGAAGUCAGGACGCUUCAUGAAAAUUCUCCCCGAUUACGAGCACAUGGAGUACCGAGAUGUGUACACCUGCUUGCUUCACCGAUACAGACACAUUCUGGGGCUGUGGCAGCCGGAUAUUGGGCCGUACGGAGGAUUGCUGAACGUUGUGGUGGAUGGACUGUUCAUCAUUGGCUGGAUGUACCUGCCUCCUCAUGACCCCCACGUGGGCGACCCCAUGCGCUUCAAGCCCCUGUUUAGAAUCCAUCUGAUGGAGAGGAAGUCGGCCACGGUGGAGUGUAUGUACGGCCACAAGGGGCCCCACAACGGCCACAUCCAGAUUGUGAAGAGGGACGAGUUCUCCACCAAGUGUAACCAGACAGAUCACCACAGGAUGUCCGGUGGGAGGCAGGAGGAGUUUCGGACGUGGCUGAGGGAGGAGUGGGGUCGCACGCUGGAAGACAUCUUCCAUGAGCACAUGCAGGAGCUGAUCCUGAUGAAGUUCAUCUACACCAGUCAGUACGACAACUGCCUGACCUACCGACGGAUCUACCUCCCACCCAGCCACCCCGACGACCUCAUCAAGCCCGGCCUCUUUAAGGGCACCUACGGUAGCCACGGACUAGAGAUUGUGAUGCUCAGUUUCCACGGCUCGAGGGCCAGAGGCACCAAGAUCACAGGUGACCCCAACAUCCCCGCAGGGCAGCAGACUGUAGAGAUUGACCUGCAACGCCGCAUCCAGCUGCCGGAUGUGGAGAACCUCCGCAACUUCAAUGAGCUCUCCAGGAUCGUCCUGGAGGUCCGAGAGCAGGUGCGGCAGGAGCAAGAGGCUGGCGAGGGCCCCGCCACACCCCGGGAGCCUUCAGCCAAGGGCCCCGAGGGGUCGCCUGCUAAGGACAGCAACGAGCCUGCCAAUGGAGCGGGGGCGGCUGAGCAGUCAGCCUCGUCUGGGCAGGGGCAGCCAUUCGUGCUUCCUGUGGGUGUCAGCUCGAGGAAUGAGGAUUACCCCCGCACCUGCCGGCUGUGUUUCUAUGGCACAGGCCUCAUCGCUGGCCAUGGCUUUACGAGCCCCGAGCGCACCCCCGGCGUCUUCGUCCUGUUCGACGAGGACCGCUUUGGCUUUCUGUGGCUGGAACUGAAGUCCUUCAGCCUGUACAGCCGGGUCCAGGCCACCUUCCAGAACGCCGACGCGCCAUCGCCGCAGGCCUUCGACGAGAUGCUCAGGAACAUCCAGUCUCUCACCUCCUGACCCCCACGUGGGCGGAGAGGCUGCACCGGGGCCCUGGGUUGGGGGAGCAUGCACUUUAGAAAUGACCGCACACCUCCUCACUGGGGCCCUGGUCGCCCCGAGACGCUUCUUGUAUAGUGUGUAACAUACUCUUGUACAUUUGAUUUGUUGGUAGCUGUGAAGGUGUACGCUAAGCAUGGCGGGAAAAUAAAGAGUUGAGCCAGGAUGAA
Messenger RNA from Apodemus sylvaticus (European woodmouse), 1884 nucleotides. It is a transcript of the gene Fbxo31, whose product is annotated as F-box protein 31. NCBI's taxonomy places the organism in Eukaryota, Metazoa, Chordata, Mammalia, Rodentia, Muridae. The transcript is spliced from 10 exons. The record is from RefSeq and is a predicted model, not a curated record. Bases 65 to 1675 code for a protein of 536 amino acids. Gene Ontology annotation, molecular function: protein binding.